Messenger RNA from Triticum turgidum subsp. durum (durum wheat), 357 nucleotides. The record is from the annotation of a GenBank genome assembly. Lineage: Eukaryota; Viridiplantae; Streptophyta; Magnoliopsida; Poales; Poaceae.
AUGCAUGCAGAAGAAAAAGAGCAGAACAGAAAGAAAAAAAAAAUUUGUGGCAUCAGAAUCUGCCGGCCUCCUCCUCCCCCCCCAUCUCUCGCUCCCCCUCUCUCUGGCUCGGCUCAUGGCAUGGCGGCGGCGGCCAUCUCCCGUCCCCUCGCCGGCCGCGGGAGUCAGCGGCUUCCCGCCCCCGGUUUGAGCGGCGGCCCCUUCCUUAUCCACCAUCACGCCGCCACUCAGCAGCGACUGGGAGGCCUCCACCUUGAGCUCACGCCGGCCCUGCUGCCGGUCGGCGGUGGCCGACCUCGACCUGCGCGGAAGGGAGACGGCCCGGGGACAGUCCAGGGUGCGUGGGCGAGGGGAUGA